Molecule: messenger RNA, 1126 nt
Organism: Momordica charantia (bitter melon)
Lineage: Eukaryota; Viridiplantae; Streptophyta; Magnoliopsida; Cucurbitales; Cucurbitaceae
Source: RefSeq, a predicted model, not a curated record
AAAAUAAAAAAACAAAAAAAAAACUCAAUCUGGUGGGUUAAUAAAAGUCAAGUCACCGUCCAUUAUGGCCAUCCCGGAGAGAUUUCACGCCGCCGCCGCCGCCCGUCGGUUAAUAAUUUUAGGCAUGGCAUGUCUCUCCUGUAUGGCCUGGUGCAGCUCUGCCGUUGCACCCAACUUUUUUGGUGACUUCUCCAACGGUCGUGGUCGUUCCCUCGCCGCGGCUGCACCGGCUGCUCCGGCUAAGGCUGGGGCCGCUCCUGAAGCCRCUCCCGCUGGGGACAAUAAGACUGGAGCUGCUCCUGAAGCUGCUAAGGCUGGGGCCGCUCCUGACGCCGCUCCUGUUGGGGCCGCUCCUGACGCCGCUCCUGCUGGGGCCGCUAAGGCUGGACUCGCUCCUGCAGCGGCUGGGGCUACUCCUGUCGGGGCCGCUCCUGUCGGAGCCGCUCCUGCUGGGGCCGCCUCGGGCGGGAAGGUUAUCGAUGUUAAAGUCCAUGGUGCCAUACCUGAUGGCAAGAAAGUUAGCACACAGGCAUUCAUGAAGGCGUGGGUUGAAGCAUGUCGUUCAACUGGACCAACAACGUUGCUUUUCCCGGCGGGGACGUUUCUUAUCGGACCAGUGGUAUUCGCCGGGCCAUGCACCGCCUCGCCYAUGACCGUCGAGAUUCAGGGAACCGUCAAAGCUACAACGGAUAUUUCUGAAUAUUCUGGUCCGGAUUGGAUUCUGUUCGAAUCCAUCAACGAUCUAACGAUCACUGGGAGCGGAACCUUCGACGGGCAAGGUCAGGAAGUAUGGAAGUUCAACGAUUGUAGUCAAAAUCCCCGUUGCGUUCUUCUGGCGCACACAAUCAAGUUAAACAAGGUGAAAAAAGGGUUGGUAGAGCACGUUUCUUCAGUGAACGCCAAAAUAAGCGAGGUCAAUUACAAGAACAUUCGAGGCACGACGAUUUCGGUCGUCCCCGUUUCGUUGCAGUGUAGUGCUAAAGUUCCGUGCGAGGGCGUCAAAUUGGAAGAGAUUGAUAUGUCCUUUGUUGGUUCAGAGAAGAAGAGGGCAGCUUUUGGUAAUUCAUGUUUGAAUGCCAAGAUUACAACCGUAGGAAAACAAAUCCCACCAGCUUGUACUGUCUAA